Messenger RNA from Neurospora tetraspora, 556 nucleotides. RefSeq lists its product as uncharacterized. Lineage: Eukaryota; Fungi; Ascomycota; Sordariomycetes; Sordariales; Sordariaceae. The record is from RefSeq and is a predicted model, not a curated record. The transcript is spliced from 2 exons. The coding region runs from base 116 to 361 and encodes 81 amino acids.
AUGGAAUACGUCAUCUUGGGUAACAGCAAGAUUGCACUCGGUCAGAAGACCAUUCCUGAUUGGUUUCUAGUACUCCUCGGCCCAGUUAUGCGUAUGCAGUUAGUCGCCGAGUCUGAUGAGAGCGUGGCAAGGGAGUCUCUCGCUCUUGUCUUGUUGGACGCUUAGGAGUUUGCUGAUUUUUGCUGCCCUACUCAACUCCAAAAGGAAGAGAUCUACAUGCCACAGCAUGUGCUUCAAAACGGUUGUUGACAGCAUGCAGGUUCCACUCAGAUUUGCAGCCCUACCCGCGCCACGCGCCCAUAAAUGGUGCAAGCUACCAGGCCGCUGCUGGUACACUAUUGCCAAUCCUGUAGACCCGUGACGGAAAGCCACGAACCUCGCCCAACCCAGGCAAUUGAUUUGGCGCCCUGAACCUUCCGGGUCUAUGAAUGGCCAGCCUCAAAAAAGAAAUGUCGUUUGGGUAAUUAGCGUGUAAUUGGGAGGAAGCCGCCAGCCAUCUCGCGCCUAACAAGGUGACAACCCAGAGCCCUAUGCUCCCUCAUAACCUGGAGAAAAC